AUGCCGUAUGUAGCUAGCUUUUGCUCAUCCCACCCAGCUUCAGACACUUAUUCUAUUUCUCGUUCUUGUGCACGGUCAGUAACAGAUGAGAUUGCCAUCAAGCUACUCACUAGCUACUCAUCUUCAGCUAGGUUGGCAACCACUGGUAUCGUGGGCGCGGGUGCUGCGACAGUUUUCGGAUUUUCCUACAACAGCGAAAAGAGAAGACAGGAAAUUGAAAAAAGGAUCAGGAGUGUGGAGGAGAAGCCAGUCCCAACAAGAGCACAGCAAAUUGAGCGCUUGGCCGCGGGUGAAGAGUUUGACAUUCUGGUGGUUGGCGGUGGUGCGACUGGUGCUGGCGUGGCCCUAGAAGCCCAACUCAGAGGUUUGAAGGUAGCAUGUGUGGAGCAGGAAGACUUUGCUUCAGGAACAUCAUCUAAAUCCACCAAGCUUUUAUGGGCUGGUUCUCGCUACCUCGUGAAGGGAUUGGUGAAGUUGUUCUCGCCAGCCUCCAUUUCGAGCCCGGCCGCUGCGUGGAAUGAAUUUGCGGGAACUUGGCACAUGGUGUUGGGAUGCUUCCGUGAGAGAACUUACAUGCUCACCAUGAAUCCUCACAUCACAAACUGGGUUCCUAUUGCUGUUCCGUUGGACAAGUGGAUCAUUUGGCCUCCACCAUUUGACUACCCGCCAGCAGCAUUGGGUCCCUGCACUGGCCUGUUCGUCGUGUUCUUCAAGUUCUAUGAUCUUCUGGGAAGGUAUGUAGCUCCAAGCUCUUUCGUGAUGUCCUCGGAGCGGGCACGAGCUGACUUUCCACAAAUGGAUGGGAAGAGGAUGAAGUACGUGUCUGUGUUCUACGAGGGGGAGCACAAUGACGCACGCACGAACCUUUGCAUUGCUUUCACUGCGGCCAUGCACGGAGCAGCGAUUGCGAACUAUGCCAAGGUCGAGAGGAUUCUUUUUGAUGAGAAAGGGGUGGCCUGUGGCGCAGAGGCGUCAAUGGGCAUUGAUUGCGCUGAAGGACUAACCUCUGAGGCGAAGAAAAUUGUGUACUGUGGCGGGCCUUUCACAGAUGGGCUGCGGCAACUGAGUGAGGGGAAGGAUGUGAAGCCCAUGGUCAAUGCAUCUGGCGGAACACACAUCGUUCUUCCGCCUUAUUAUUGUCCGCGGCACAUUGGAAUGGUGGACAUGAUGACUUCUAGAGGCUCCUUCCUUUUCUUCCUCCCAUGGGAGGGCUACACCUUGGUGGGGACAACUGAUGUGAAGACAAUGCCAGACCUCCAUCACCAGGUUCCGGAGGAUGAGAUCCAGUACCUGAUCAAUGAAUGCGAGAAGUAUUUGUCCCCAAGUUUGCGUGUCCGUCGUCGAGAUGUCAUGUCCGCAUGGUAUGGCAUUCGGCCACUCUGUGGUGACCCCAACGCCAAAGACCAAAGUUCCGCCUCUCGGGACCAUGUGGUAUCUCACCAUCCGACCAAUGGCAUCACCUUUGUGUCUGGUGGAAAGUGGACAACCUGGCGAGAAAUGGCGGAAGAUGGAGUUGACCAGGUUGUUGAAGGACAUCCCGAGCUCAAGAAGAAGGCUGGGCCAUCCAAGACGCUGGAAACGCCGCUGCUGGGAACCGGCAAGACAGAUCUUUUCCCGGAAGGAUACCAUGAGAACUUGGCGGUGACUCUUUCCCAGAAGUAUGAUUUGGCAUUCGAUGUAGCUCAGCAUUUGGUGCGAAACUAUGGCACCAGGGCAGGGCAGGUACUGGACAUGGUGGACCAGGACACUGUCAAAGGUUCACGCUCUGGCUUGUACAAGCAUUAUCGCAGAUUGUAUGAGGGUGCUGCCGCUACGACAGGGUAUCCCUACCUCGAAGCUGAAGUUCGGUAUGCAGUGAACCACGAAUAUGCCGUGACCCCUGCAGAUGUGCUGGCGCGAAGAACGCGUCUGGCAUUCCUGAACUCCACUGCUGCAAGAUUAUGCCUGCCGCGAGUGGUUGAAAUCAUGGCGGAAUGCCUUGGCUGGUCUCCUGAGCGGGCUUUGAUGGAACACGAGCAAGCGGAACAGCUCCUUGCUCGUGAUUUCGCCGGACCGGUGCCGGAUAAAAAGGGCGCAUUGCUUCGUUCGGCCUGCACAGCAGAUGUCAAGGAUGUGUUUGACCACAUCGACGCGGAGCAGAAGGGUACGCUCACCAAGGCUGGCAUUGCCAAGGCAGCGGCUGAGCUUGGAUUCCCUCUUUCUCAAGAUGAGCUUCAGAAAGCUGUUAGCGAGAUGGACACAGACAAGAACGGAGAGGUUCAUUUUCCAGAGUUCUUGGCCUGGUGGAAUUCGUCAGAGAAGAGCCAGGGUGUCCAUCAGAAAAUCUUCAUGGGAACCCGCAGAGGGUCCAGGUGGAAGACCAUUGAGGAGUGA
Messenger RNA from Durusdinium trenchii, 2373 nucleotides. The record is from the annotation of a GenBank genome assembly. NCBI's taxonomy places the organism in Eukaryota, Dinophyceae, Suessiales, Symbiodiniaceae.